UAAAAAGAAUGAAGGACUCUAAGAGAGAAGAAAAAGAUGUGGUGUUGGUGUUCCAACGUUGUGGUCAUCCCACCACACACAACAACACCAUCAUCAUCAUCAUCAUCAUGUUACAAGCCUCUUCUUCUUGUUCCCUCCUCCGUCUCAGCCACUUCUCUACCACGCCGUCGCCACCGCCAAAACGUAACCACAGAUAAUCAAGUUGGGGAAUUGGGUAAUGCCCUUAUGGCCAAUCUGGAAUCAAAUUCAAAACAGCAAAUUAGUGGCUCAGAUGUACUUUGGGCAUUGCAGAGAGCAAGUAACCGUAAGAAGAAGAAGAAGCAUGAACGCGGAAGGGAUUCAUCCUCUAAUAAUAUGGUCAGUCACAUGGAAGAAACUUGUGUUGACUACACCAAUGUUCGUCCUCUCUGUAUAAAUGACCAUUGGGGUCCUAAAUUGGAUGAGUUGGAAAAUCGUCUUCGUCAUCUUUCAGAUACCAUUUGAUUUCAUCCUUCCUUCCUACUUUAUUUUACACAUCAAACAUAUAUUUUUCUUCUUUUUAAUACAAGAAAACAAAAAGUUUAUUUAAAUUUCUGCUUUUGUGUCCAGUUACACUUAGAUAGAAUAUGUAUGUAUUCGCAUGAUCAUUGUAUGACCCUGCCAUGUAUCAUAAAAUCAAACAUUUUUCCAACCAAACAUUGUAUUGUAUCUCA
This is a messenger RNA of Trifolium pratense (red clover), 692 nucleotides long. RefSeq lists its product as uncharacterized. The record is from RefSeq and is a predicted model, not a curated record. The coding region runs from base 37 to 483 and encodes 148 amino acids. Lineage: Eukaryota; Viridiplantae; Streptophyta; Magnoliopsida; Fabales; Fabaceae. The transcript has a single exon.